AUGGACUAUAUCUACGAGAUGCGCCCUUCGGGCGAUUUGCCGUACAUAGACAUUCUCAAUUACUUCAAGGAGAACCUCCCAGAGAGGUAUCUCUUGGAGCCAGACAUCGAGGAUGCAGAACAACCUUACAAUGCUCUUCGCCGUGUAAAAAUCGACGAAGCAACAGAGGUUCAAGUGGCGCAACAAUCAAAGGAUUUCGGAUCUCUGAGCCACGUCUUCCAGAGAGAUUACCCCGGUAUUGGCACCUAUACGUGGGUAUUUUUCCGUCGCAAUCGUGGAAGUUUAGAUCACGGGCUUGGCCGUGCGAACGAGAACAUGUACGAAUGCGCCAAGUUCAACGUCAUUCGUGGUCCUAGAGGAUCCCAAACGAAUAACCCGGAUUACAACGCGGAUACCCGAGGUUUGGCGUGUGCUUUCGACGAGCAGAUGCUUCAAUUAGCAGCUUAUCCCCAGACGAAUCACAGAGUCAUGAGUGCACCUCUCUUGCCGCGAUGUGUACCAUUAGAGGAGUUCGGACCUGGUGGAGAAGUGAGCACAAGAACUCCGGGUCAGUUCAGCAUCCCGAAGAAGCAGCAGCCUUCGGCCUUGACUCGUGUCUUCGUGACACCGGAGCUGUGUCUAAGGAUCAUGAGCAUGAUCAGUCAUCGUUGGGAAGACGUGUCCAAUUUGAGCCGCACCUGCCAAACGAUUCUAUUCGCUCUCAAUAACAUUUCCACUCACGUGGAUAUCGGUCAAGGAAACUUCCUGAAUAUGAACGUCCCUGAUCACGUCUUAGAAGAUACGAACCGAGAAUAUGGAUAUAUCAUAAGGCCGGGCUCCUCCGAAUUUGUCGUAGUCUCGGGCAUACGACAAUUCGCAGAGGCUAAUAAGCCAACUUACCGUGGCGUAGUUAGGAACAUGUUUCCACUAAUGGAGACUAUUAGUGUGCGAGGGUUGUCUAUGAAGAUCCUUCAAUUGCACACAAUUCCAAGCCUCAAUAUUAAGAUUUUAGGAAUGAUCCUCAAGUGCCUCCCCAACCUCGAAGUUUUGGGUGUACAUAAUUGCGAAUUACUGCAUUUCGGCGCUACGAUACCAUUGCUGGAAACUGUUGUUUCGCACAACAGUGAAUCCGGAAAAGGCCCCAUUCGGGUUGACUUUUCUCCUUUUUACUAUACUGGGAUUCGAUGCGAGGACGGUGGAAAAAAAGGGGAAUACGGGGUAAUCCCUUCCGAUCUUGGCACUAUUGAAACCCGCAGAGCAGUUGUGGCAGUCCUACGAACUGCCAUAUCGAUAGCUAUCGAGAACGGUAUAGAUUGGUUCUCUCCGGGGACGGGUAUGCGUCUAUUCUUGGACCGACUCCCUUGGGCGAUCGGCUCCAUACGGUACAUUCUGGAGUCCUUAUAUAACUUGCACUAUUUGGAUGCUGGAUUCUAUGGACCCCCAGCCGACAACUCUUCAUGGAUGAACGCCAUCAAACGUACUCUUUGGAACGACUUAGUCCUGGCCAUUCAUGGCAGAGCAAUGGGCCGCCGAGAAUUGGACUGCAUCAUGACGGAUGGAAUGGGUAAUCUCAACCUAACGAAAUGCGUGGGAUGCGAAGUGGACUUCCCUCUAUAUUUCUAUACCAAGGAAUCGAUUGAGAAUGAUCCGUCCCUGACUAAAUGUCACGGGUGCGAGCUUCAGCUUCAGCUAUAUACCCACGUUGACAAUUUCUACCAGGAGAAGAGGGACGUGGCGGAGGCACUUGUACUCGGCGGCCAAGUUGAUUUACACACGCUACUGAACGGCAAGCAAAUCGCCACUGGAGAAGAGUUGGGAGAUCGCAGUUUUUCGUUCUGGCGAAUGUCAGUCAAGACCAAGCAAGAGGUCCUAGAAGCAUGUAGCGGGAACACCAAUGCCUUGGUCUUAGAUGGAAGACCCGGUGGCGGACUUCCGGACGAUUAUAAACAGAUCUGGUUGUGGAAGAAGAGCAUGGAUGGAGCGACAAACAUAGCACACCGGGAUAUCGACGAUGGGGCUGUGAAAGCUCAGAAGAGGAUCGCCAUGUACCAAGGCAACCUCGACCGACUCCACGACGUUUACUUCAGCGGCGCUUUGCGGUGUGAAGUAAAAAAGCAAUAUAUUCGAGACAAGGCCGAGGAGAUGAGCCGACAAAUUGACCGGCAAAGAGCCCGAUGUGGACUAAUCCAGAUGGGCGGUAACCAUUGCUCGGGCGCUCUGGCCGCAGCAGACUGGGAUGCCGAGAUAGAAGCGUAUCGACAGACUCUCAAGUCCAUUGAUCGGAUUAGCAAAGACACCGAUUGCUCCAAGACGCCUUGGGAUCUCGUCUUCCCCACGGUCUGGUAG
This is a messenger RNA of Annulohypoxylon truncatum, 2325 nucleotides long. RefSeq lists its product as uncharacterized. The coding region runs from base 1 to 2325 and encodes 774 amino acids. NCBI's taxonomy places the organism in Eukaryota, Fungi, Ascomycota, Sordariomycetes, Xylariales, Hypoxylaceae. The record is from RefSeq and is a predicted model, not a curated record. The transcript is spliced from 4 exons.